AUGUCGACAACAAAUUUCACCAGAGGUGGAACACUGCCGAAAACAUCUGAAGAACUGCUAUGCUCCCCCUCUUUGGUGGGUGGGCUUCAACCAGCAUCUUUCGCAUCAGUCAACAUUCUCCUCUCCAUCACAACAUUUCUUAGCAAUUCUCUUAUCCUUGUUGCCCUUCACAAGGAAUCUGCCCUCCAUGCGCCGUCCAAACUCUUGUAUCGUUGUCUGGCAACAACUGAUCUGUUGGAUGGUCUUAGUGCUCAGCCUCUCUAUGUUACCUGUUGGAUGUCCGUGGUUCACGAACACUGGACUCUUUGUUAUUACGAAGAGACAGCAGCCUACAUCAUAGGCUCAGCAUUAUGUGGAGUUUCUUUGUUGACGAUGGCGGCAAUAAGCGUGGACAGACUUCUCACCCGUUGGCAGGGCUGAGACACAAAUACAAUACUCAUCACAAUUAGGCAUCGCAUUGGCAAUGGAAGUUAUCUUAUGCCCCAUUCACACCAAAGCUUAAACAUGUUUAAAAGUUGUUUUGUUAAACACAGUUUAAUUUUUUUUUUCUUCAUAGAAACUAUUUAACCGAAUAUUUUUUACUUGAAUGUAGCACAUUGGAAAUGCAAGUUAGCAAGUACUUGAAUCCAAUGGAAAAUCAAGUUUUUCAGUUCUCUGUUUAUAAUUUUCAUUCAAUGAAAACCAGUUUAACAAAACAUGUUUUGCUGGUGUGAAUGGGGUAUUAGUUUUCUUUAACUCGACGUUAAACCCUUUUCUCUAUUGCUGGAAGAUUACUAAAGCGAGACGAGCAAUGAAGCAGACAAUCCGACAUGCACUUUGCUGUCCAUGGAGUUAG
Pocillopora meandrina is the source of this 835-nucleotide messenger RNA. The record is from the annotation of a GenBank genome assembly. NCBI's taxonomy places the organism in Eukaryota, Metazoa, Cnidaria, Anthozoa, Scleractinia, Pocilloporidae.